Messenger RNA from Clonostachys byssicola, 1416 nucleotides. Lineage: Eukaryota; Fungi; Ascomycota; Sordariomycetes; Hypocreales; Bionectriaceae. The record is from the annotation of a GenBank genome assembly.
AUGCAGUUGUUGUCCCGCAACCAGGAUCCCGUCUUCCCAGACAUCAUAUUUCCACAGGCAAAGGAGCCUCUCCAAAACAGUACAAUAAUAGAGGAGGAAGAUGGAAAAGAUCCGGAAAAGACACCGACCGAUGAUUAUGUGGGAAUCCCGGAUGGGGGAACUCGGGCCUGGGUUAUCGUAUUGGCUGGGUUUCUCUGUUUCUGCACGGGAUUCGGCAUUGUCAACUCAUGGGGCACUUUUCAAGAGCGUUACGAAGGUAUGGCGGGAGAAGGGAUUGGAGGGUGGACGCCAGAACGAGUCACCUGGAUCGGCAACUUGCAGACCGGAAUCCUCUUCAGCUCUGGGAUCGCGAUUGGUCCGGUGUCUGAUAGAUGGGGCGCGAGGCCUCUGAUAAUCAUUGGAUCAAUCCUGGUUUUCGUCUCAUGCAUCGCCAUGGCCAACUGCCGUGCCUGGUGGCAAUUCCUGAUCACUCAGGGCAUCAUGCUCAGCCUUAGAAAUGCUCUCAUGUUUUAUGCAACGGUCGGUGCCAUUGCCGAAUGGUUCGACAAGAAGCGCGGCGUUGCCUUGGGCCUGGCCGCUUCAGGCUCAUCCGUAGGAGGCAUAUUCUGGCCAAGCAUCAUCAACGCCUUGUUCCAAAAUGCCAGUCCUACCAGUCCUAGAUGGGUCUAUCGGGGAAUGGGGUUAAUAUGCCUGCCUUUUCUACUUCUUUCGUGCGUCUUCAUCAAAGGAAGAAAAGGUCUAGCUGGUCACGAUACGCAUGGGAGACUUACCGACCCAAGUUGUCGCAAUCCGCGAAAAGCCAUAUUCCGGUGGGAUUUUAUUGCGUUCAUCAUGUCUGAGUUCCUUGUCCACCUCGGUUUCCUCAUCCCGUUUGGCUUCAUCCCCACCUACGCCACCAGUCAUGGGAUCGGUUUAGACGGAGCAAAUGUCCUUCUCUCGAUUUGCUACGGCGGCUCUGUAUUCGGUCGCGUCCUGGCCGGCAUGCUUGGUGACCGGUUCGGUAGGUUCAACAUUUUGUCUCUGAUCUGUUUCCUAACUGGUAUGAUGACACUGCUCUGGAUCAAAAUGACAACGUUUCCCACCAUGGUUGCUUUCUCCCUACUCUAUGGCCUGUUUUCUGGGGGCAUCAUGCCUCUAACUUCCACAUGUGUGGCACAGAUAACUCCCGACAUGGGUUACCUUGGCCUCCGUAUCGGCUUCAUGAUGGCGAUUUUAUCCAUUACCCUGUUUAUCAGCACCCCUAUCUCUACACGCUUGCGUACUGUCUCUUCAGGGCCCGGUUCGGUCGAAGCAAGCGACAGGCCGUCUGGCUUCACGGCCCUCUUCAUAUUCUCGGGCAUUACAACAAUUCUAGGCGGAGUCUGUAUCCUCUUCACUCGAUUCAAAUGGGGUUCCAAGGGAAACUUUGCUUUCUAA